This is a messenger RNA of Prorocentrum cordatum, 618 nucleotides long. Lineage: Eukaryota; Dinophyceae; Prorocentrales; Prorocentraceae. The record is from the annotation of a GenBank genome assembly.
AUGGGUUGCGAUCUGAGGCUAGCUGCCACGUUCAGCUCCAGGGUCCACAGAGCUGUACCAUCGGUUGAUGCGCUGGCUCGAGCGCCCCCGCUCCUGGGGGUGAAGGCUGCGUUUGCCAAUAGGCUCCACGCACUGAAGGACGAGGCUCUCGUGUCUACCGACUUCGAGACGUGCUCCAUCUCCAUUUUCGGUUCCAUGGCGGGCAUCGUCCUGUACCCCACGUUCGUGAAGCUUGCAGCCUGGCACGUCAACGUGUGGGACUUCUUGUGCCGCGUCGUUGACCUGUUCGGCCUUUUCUUCACGUGCAUGUUCUGGGUGUCCAUCAACUCUGAGGCACACCCCAUCUUCAACGCCUUCGGUUCCAAAGCGGGCAUCAUCCUGGACCCCAUUUCCCUGAAGCUUGUGGCCUGGCUCGACAUCGAGGGGGGCUGCUCGAGCCGUGUCGGGGUCCUCUUCAAGGUUUGUGCAUUUGGUGUUCUUCGCAGAUGGCAUUUUGGUCUUCAUACCAAGUGCGCUCAGUGCUUGUCCUUCGUCCUGCAGGUUCUGUUCGUGGAGUUCGGGUCCAUGGAGGGCUUCCGGGUGUCUGUCGCCGCGCCGUUGCUGGCCCCCUGCCACUAA